AUGCGCAUUAUGAAUUUAAUCACCGACAAGUCUAAUUGGGAUCAGAAGGUAAUGCCCGCUUUCGAAUUGCCUGGCUGUACUGACAUGACUCAGGUCUUCAAUGAAAACAUCACAUCCAGAUGGCGGGAAGAAAUAACCAGAAGUGGACAAGAUGUUUCGUCGAAGAUGAUGGACUGGACUUUCAAAGAGCUUCAAUGGAAAGUCGGCGUGUAUCAGCAGAAAGGUCUUACAAAAGUUUUUGAUAUUGGAGUUGUCAAGUCAGAUACGGCUAUAUCAAUGAGCCUACGAGAUGAUCUGAAACGAGAAGCCGCUCUAUUCGAGAAUGCAUCAGAGGACCAAAAGGAUUAUCAUCCUGGGUCCAAUCAAAGGGUUGUCAACUUGAUCCAUCCCUCGCUAUUUCCGGUCGUCUUUGGUCGAACACACGUUCUUCCAGACCGGACUAUUGGUCUUCAAGACUGCUUGAGCAGUAUAGGACAGGGAACUUUGACGCCGAUUCCAACCAAACACGAUACCUACUAUAGCAAACAUCCUUGGAGAUCCAUGAAAAGAAAUCGCGACGCAUUCAGUCGAAAAUUUCAAUGGCUUCCUUGCGAUGUGAAGCUUGCCGACGAUCAUGCCACAGGGAUUAUAUCUGACCAAAUCCACUCUGGUGCAUGCGAAAAGAAAGGAGAUAUCGGCAACACUGCACAAAACAAAUUGUGCAAUAUCAAAUCUUACAUCAACAAUGCCCAUCCUAUCAAACACCGCGGAUUCUACGAUGUCGUCGAAAGGGUCAUCACUGCAGCAAUCCCUCUCUGGGAUGAAAGUCUAACACGGAAGCAUUAUGGCGGCGAAAGGAUUCCAUACACCAAAGCUGAAUAUGGCGAACACUCGUUACCCCCACCCACCCGUCCAGAGAACUGUGAUGAUGAUUUCGACGAGGACGCUUUCCUCGAAGAAGACUGGGCGUGGCUCCAAUCCCGCCCAGUCAUUCAACCCGAGCCUGGCGAGUUCGAGGCCAUUGAUCUAGACGAACACGAAGUGGUGAAUCUACGAGAAUUGCUGGCUGAAAGUGGUUUGCAAGUGAUCGUGAAACUGGCUAAUAUUGAAUUAUCGCCGGAAAAUCCCGAUUAUGAAGGGGGUACCUGGCACAUCGAGGGUCAACUGAAUGAACGUAUUUGUGCCACGGCGAUUUAUUACUAUGACAGCCAAAACAUCACAGAAAGCACCUUGUCAUUUCGACAACGAGGAGCGGACUUGCCGGACCUUGUGAACUACGAGCAAGACUGUCACCAAUUUCUGCAAGAUGUUUAUGGACUCGCCAAGAAUGAAGACACCGGGAAAACAAAGACAUUCCAGGAUCUUGGUGGAGUGAGUUGUCGAGAAGGGAGACUGUUGACCUUCCCCAAUGUGGUUCAACACAGGGUUUCUCCAUUCUCGUUGGCCGACCGGUCAAAGCCUGGACAUCGCAAGAUCCUCGCUCUGUUUCUGGUGGAUCCUCAUAGACGGAUCAUUUCCUCUGCGAAUGUUCCUCCGCAACGAGAGGAUUGGGCCUUGGAAGCGGGGAAGCUCGGGGGAUCUGAGCAGCUUGAGGGGCAGUCGGUCUCUGUUCAGGAUGUGCCCUCCAUCAUGACCACGGAAGAGGCAAUGGCUUACAGGCUCGAGCUAAUGGAGGAGCGGAGUGUUGCGGGAUUGCAAAGCAAGCAGCUGUUCGAAGAUGGUGAGUUCAGUCUCUGUGAGCACUGA
Penicillium brevicompactum is the source of this 1725-nucleotide messenger RNA. Its product is annotated as DUF4246 domain-containing protein. The record is from RefSeq and is a predicted model, not a curated record. Lineage: Eukaryota; Fungi; Ascomycota; Eurotiomycetes; Eurotiales; Aspergillaceae. Bases 1 to 1725 code for a protein of 574 amino acids. The transcript has 2 exons.